This is a messenger RNA of Rhagoletis pomonella (apple maggot), 622 nucleotides long. RefSeq names its product proton channel OtopLc-like. Gene Ontology annotation, molecular function: proton channel activity. NCBI's taxonomy places the organism in Eukaryota, Metazoa, Arthropoda, Insecta, Diptera, Tephritidae. Gene Ontology annotation, cellular component: membrane. Gene Ontology annotation, biological process: proton transmembrane transport. The record is from RefSeq and is a predicted model, not a curated record.
ACAAUAGCAACACUCAUUGGCAUGAUACAAAUACGACAUUUGCAAUACGAUUGGUAUCGCAGCUUCUCAUUGGAUGAUAUAUUGUUAGUUGGCGCGCAGACUGGCUCCUUCUUAUAUAACAUCUUCACAGUGAUUGCGGGUCAUUUUACAUUGCGUAGCGAUGAUAUGUUAGUGCCGCUGAAUGCACUCGCCUCCAUUGUGCAAACAGCUUGCCAAACGUUAUUCAUAUUGGAUGCUAGUCGGCGACAAGCCAUCAAACCAGAGCAUAUACGGAAGAAACCCGGACGAGAAAUUGUUACUUUCAUGUUGGUGGUGAAUCUAGCGAUGUGGGCUAUCAGUACGCUCGAGAAAUCACGCGCCGAAUCGCAUCCGAUACAGCUGAAUUUCUACGGUCUGUGGGCGUGGACGAUAAUAACGCACGUCUCAAUGCCGCUAGCAAUAUUCUAUCGUUUUCACUCAACCGUUUGCCUCUGUGAAAUCUGGAAGCGCGCGUACAAGCUCAAACCGACCUAUAUGUGAGAGUUUGCGCGCGAGCGCAUUGCAAGCAUUGCGCAACAGCAACAGUUCUGUGAAGAUCUCAAAACCAAUCUGUCGUACUGCUACUGCUCGACAACACUGGCUG